Entrophospora candida is the source of this 393-nucleotide messenger RNA. The record is from the annotation of a GenBank genome assembly. Lineage: Eukaryota; Fungi; Glomeromycota; Glomeromycetes; Entrophosporales; Entrophosporaceae.
AUGACAGAAUUACUUCCCAAAGAUGGAAUAAUAUUGGAUAAAGACGGCAAGCCAUAUUGUCCACCAGAUUCAGAAGAAUUGGGCAGGUCAACAUGGACACUUUUACAUACAAUGGCAGCUUAUUAUCCAGAAGUACCAUCAUAUUCACAACAAAAAUCAAUGAACUCUUUCCUGACAACAUUUUCCGAAUUCUAUCCAUGUUGGUAUUGUGCAGAACAUUUAAGGGAUGAGAUGAAAAAGUAUCCACCAAAAGUCGAAAGUAAAUGGGCAUUAGGAGGGUGGUUAUGUGAUAUGCAUAAUAUUGUUAAUGAUAGAUUAGGCAAGACAUUAUUUGAUUGUAGUAAAAUUGAUGAGAGAUGGAAAGAUGGUCCAAAGGAUGGUAGAUGUGAUUAA